Austrofundulus limnaeus is the source of this 2065-nucleotide messenger RNA. RefSeq names its product putative monooxygenase p33MONOX. Bases 171 to 1142 code for a protein of 323 amino acids. Gene Ontology annotation, cellular component: cytoplasm. Lineage: Eukaryota; Metazoa; Chordata; Actinopteri; Cyprinodontiformes; Rivulidae. The record is from RefSeq and is a predicted model, not a curated record. The transcript is spliced from 8 exons.
CGUCUUCCCUGUGAUCUGCCACGUCGACCCGACAGCUGCUGCGAAGACACCGCCGCCUGUGUGCAGUUAUUUCACUGAGGGGGAAGGAAAUAUUGACAGCAGAGGUCUGAGUCCACUGUCAACCUCCAGUGUUUGUUUAAGUGAACUUCACACCCUGAUCUGGUGUCAUCAUGGCUUCAGGGCGAGGAGAUAUUCCAGCCCUCGAGUCUGGCCUGUCCUCAGGUCUUUGUGGCCAUCUGUCAUCUCCCAUGAGGAUGACUCGGCACAACAUUAGCUACGAUGAGCACAUAGAUUCCCCCAUGCAUUCACCCCCCGUGGACGUGACAAUGAACUUCCUUUGGAAAGACCCCGUCAUCCCCCAUCACAAGUUUAGGAACGCAGCCGAGGUAACUGAGAAUGACGACAAGCACCUGGUACAAGAGGCACAAAUGCAACAAAAGUCUGCAGUGUCUGUUGUAAAGGCCAAAGCCUCCACGUUUAUGAGCUCCCUCAUGAUAAAGCAAUCCCAAGAAAACCUUGAAAGGUUUGAGCACCAGGCAGGACUGACAGAAACGGUUUAUUCACCCCACAAGGGCCUCUCUGCAGAGGAGACUCGCCUCCAUCGACUAACUGAUGGCAAAAUGCCAAAGUUGAGAAUGCCAAGUGGGGACUUCAAGGAGGACAGGCUCACAACAUCUGCACAAUCGACCCCGAGUGUCACCCCCUCUGUUACCCCCACUGUCACGCCCCACUCGUCACCAGCUGUUAAUCGCAGGAACUGGCGGCAGAUAAGUUCAGCACCUUGUCUUACAAUUCCAGAGCCGGAAGGAUUAAACCUACACGUAGACAUGGGAGGAAAUGAAGGAGGCGGAGGUGGAUUGGACAGGUGGAACCUCUUUGGAUCUCGGUCCGUGGUGCACAAAUCUCCCACGGAUCCUGGCUCCGAAACAAGCACAGGCUUCUCGCUGCAAUCCUACUUUGGCCUGCACAAGUCCUCCACGAUGGAUGGCACAAACACCCAGAUCAACCUCAAGGUGGAAGACCCUGCCAAGUUCAUGCCCCCCAAGAUUGAAAUCUCAGUCUCUGAACCCAAGCAGGUUUCACAGCGACCACACAAACUUAAACCUCGGGACAUGAAUGUUUUAACACCUUCAGGCUUCUGAAGUCAGACCAGCUGUCACCUUGCUCCUCUGUGCCACAGCCACCCCCCCCCCCCCCCCUUUAUGUGGUUGUUCGUUGUGCUUCCCUGCAUUAUUCUGCUCCAGAACAAACUUCCCUGAGGCUGAGAGGAAUGGGGACCAUCUUCAAGAACAUCGUUGUACUCUUACUCCCACUAGCAGAGGAUUCCAAAUGAUCUUCAAAAUGGUUCUGCUUCCAACUCAAUGGUCCAAAGAAAAAGAAAAAACAUUUAAUCCCCCCACCCCCUAAAAGAAAGAUGUUUUGUCAUCACUUAUUUGGCGUGUUUGAAUGCAUUGUCUCAUCCCUUUCUUCUUGUCAGACGUUUCUAAAAUCCAGUCAUUUUAGCAUUGCCUUUUGUGCUAACACCGACAACCUAUUUCAUUUUCCCCUGACUUUGUUAUUCUUUAAUUGCCAUUUUAAAUAAGCUCACAAARGUAUGUGUAGUGUUUUCUUUGUUAGCAUGCAGAAUAUUUUAUGGCGUGUGAUUGAUAAUGUGCCUAAACUUGCAGUGUGCUUGAUUUAGGAAUCAAAGUUUUUAUUAUUAUUAUUAUUAUUAUUAAUAUCUGAAAGUAUCUUAUUGUAUGGCUUUUACCCCAAAGUGACCCAACCCCCCCUUAAAUUAAUUUUUUUUCCAGUUAUUUUCACAUUGCCUUGCUUUGUAUCCAUUUUGUUUAUUUUAAAUAGUUGUACAUUUCGUGGGGUUUUAUUGUCACAACAGUGUGUGACUGCAAUACGACUAAACAGGUUGAAAUCAUCUGCAUUUAAAAGGCUGUUUAUGUUUGKAGUUUCUUGUGUCUAAGGACUUAGCUGGUUUAUUGAAAAACAGUUUUAUUCUGCCAAGUAUUAUUGCACAAGGGAGAAUAUCUCCCACUGAGAUCUGUAAAUAAAUUUAAUCAUAACAAAUGUA